This is a messenger RNA of Fusarium venenatum, 351 nucleotides long. The record is from RefSeq and is a predicted model, not a curated record. Lineage: Eukaryota; Fungi; Ascomycota; Sordariomycetes; Hypocreales; Nectriaceae.
AUGUCGCCCAACCACUCUAUACUCUUCAACCGGCGAGAGAUUCAAGCAAUAAAAGAAGGCGACAUUCAGUGGCUCGUCGCCAUCAAGCUAGCGCGACUGUCACCUAAGGCAUAUAAGUACUUUUCCACGUACUUAUGGUUCGAAGAUUUCGUGGCAAGCCUCCCUGGGCCGAAUACUCGCUCGCCAACAAAGCAGUAUGAUCGUGUUAUGGCCUAUGGGAGGCAAAGAAUGCAUGAGAUUCAUGUAGAAAUGGAGAGGGAGAGAGAGGAGCUCAUGCAAAAGUCCAAACCCAAGGCAGUCGUCACGCCGUCUGGACAUGUCUUCAACAAUGAUGAUUUGAUUGCUUUGUGA